GCGGCUGCGCUAGCGCCCGCAGCCCAGGGGCUCGCGGAGCCGGGAGCGAUAACCAUGGACUGCAGUCUAUUGAGGACGCUCGUGCGCAGAUACUGUGCAGGGGAAGAGAACUGGGUGGACAGUCGGACCAUCUACGUGGGACACAAGGAGCCCCCUCCGGGUGCAGAGGCCUACAUUCCACAGAGAUACCCCGACAAUAGAAUCGUCUCCUCCAAGUACACAUUCUGGAACUUCAUACCCAAGAACUUAUUUGAACAGUUCAGAAGAAUAGCCAACUUUUAUUUCCUCAUCAUCUUCCUGGUACAGUUGAUCAUCGACACACCCACAAGUCCAGUGACAAGCGGGCUCCCACUCUUCUUCGUCAUCACUGUCACGGCCAUCAAGCAGGGCUAUGAAGACUGGCUUCGCCACAAGGCCGACAACGCCAUGAACCAGUGUCCCGUGCACUUUAUCCAGCAUGGCAAGCUGGUCCGCAAGCAGAGUCGGAAGCUGAGGGUUGGGGACAUUGUCAUGGUGAAGGAAGAUGAGACCUUUCCCUGUGACCUGAUCUUUCUCUCCAGCAACCGGGCAGAUGGGACAUGCCAUGUCACUACAGCCAGCUUAGACGGAGAGUCGAGCCAUAAAACUCACUACGCAGUGCAGGAUACCAAGGGCUUCCACACAGAGGCGGAUGUUGACAGCUUGCACGCCACGAUCGAGUGUGAACAGCCACAGCCUGACCUCUACAAGUUUGUGGGGCGCAUCAAUGUUUACAACGACCUGAACGACCCUGUAGUGAGGCCUUUGGGGUCAGAAAACCUGCUUCUCAGAGGAGCCACACUCAAAAACACAGAGAAGAUCUUUGGUGUGGCUAUCUACACAGGCAUGGAGACCAAGAUGGCCCUGAACUAUCAAUCCAAGUCCCAAAAGAGAUCUGCUGUGGAAAAGUCAAUGAACACAUUCCUGAUCGUGUACCUCUGCAUCCUGGUGAGCAAGGCCCUGAUCAACACGGUGCUGAAGUACGUGUGGCAGAGUGAGCCCUUCCGAGAUGAGCCAUGGUACAACGAGAAGACCGAAUCCGAGCGCCAGAGGAAUUUGUUCCUCAGGGCCUUCACCGACUUCCUGGCCUUCAUGGUCCUCUUCAAUUACAUCAUCCCCGUAUCCAUGUACGUCACCGUGGAGAUGCAGAAGUUCCUCGGCUCCUACUUCAUCACCUGGGAUGAGGACAUGUUUGAUGAGGAAAUGGGGGAAGGGCCUCUGGUCAACACAUCUGAUCUGAAUGAGGAGUUGGGACAGGUGGAAUACAUCUUCACUGACAAGACCGGCACGCUUACAGAGAACAACAUGGCCUUCAAGGAGUGCUGCAUCGAGGGCCAUGUCUACGUACCCCAUGUCAUCUGCAAUGGGCAGGUCCUUCCCGACUCUUCUGGCAUUGACAUGAUCGAUUCUUCCCCCGGAGUCUGUGGAAGGGAACGGGAGGAGCUGUUUUUCAGGGCCAUCUGCCUGUGCCACACUGUCCAAGUGAAAGAUGACCAUUGUGGGGAUGAUGUCGAUGGUCCCCAGAAAUCUCCAGAUGCAAAAUCCUGUGUGUACAUAUCGUCCUCGCCUGAUGAGGUUGCACUGGUCGAAGGCGUGCAGAGGCUUGGAUUCACGUACCUGAGGCUGAAGGACAAUUACAUGGAAAUACUGAACAGGGAGAACGACAUAGAGAGAUUUGAAUUGCUAGAAGUGCUGACCUUUGAUUCUGUGCGGAGAAGAAUGAGUGUGAUUGUAAAGUCUACUACAGGAGAAAUUUAUCUGUUUUGCAAAGGAGCAGAUUCUUCAAUAUUUCCCCGAGUGAUAGAAGGCAAAGUAGACCAGGUCCGGUCUAGAGUGGAGCGCAAUGCCGUGGAAGGGCUGCGAACCCUGUGUGUUGCAUACAAGAGGCUCGAGCCAGAGCAGUACGAAGAUGCUUGCCGACUGCUACAGAGUGCCAAAGUGGCGCUUCAGGACCGGGAGAAGAAGCUGGCAGAAGCCUACGAGCAGAUAGAGAAGGACCUUGUUCUGCUUGGUGCUACGGCUGUUGAGGACAGGCUCCAGGAGAAAGCUGCUGACACAAUUGAGGCACUACAGAAGGCAGGCAUCAAGGUCUGGGUGCUCACCGGGGACAAGAUGGAGACAGCAUCCGCCACCUGCUAUGCCUGCAAGCUGUUCCGCAGGAGCACGCAGCUGCUGGAGCUGACCACCAAGAAGCUAGAGGAGCAGAGCCUGCACGAUGUGCUCUUCGACCUGAGCAAGACAGUGCUGCGCUGCAGCGGGAGCAUGACCAGGGACUCCUUCUCGGGGCUCUCCACAGAUAUGCACGACUAUGGUUUAAUCAUCGAUGGAGCAGCACUGUCCUUGAUAAUGAAGCCGAGAGAGGACGGGAGCUCCUCGGGCAACUACCGAGAGCUCUUCCUGGAGAUCUGCAGGAACUGCAGUGCUGUGCUGUGCUGCCGGAUGGCACCCUUGCAGAAGGCCCAGAUCGUUAAGUUAAUCAAAUUUUCAAAGGAGCAUCCUAUUACCUUAGCAAUUGGUGAUGGUGCAAAUGAUGUCAGUAUGAUCCUGGAGGCCCACGUGGGCAUAGGUGUCAUCGGGAAAGAGGGUCGCCAGGCUGCAAGGAACAGCGACUAUGCAAUACCCAAGUUUAAACACUUAAAGAAGAUGCUUCUUGUUCAUGGGCAUUUUUAUUAUAUCAGGAUAUCUGAGCUUGUGCAAUACUUCUUUUAUAAGAACGUCUGCUUCAUUUUCCCUCAGUUUUUGUACCAGUUCUUCUGCGGAUUUUCACAGCAGACUUUGUACGAUACUGCGUAUCUGACUCUCUACAACAUCAGCUUCACUUCCCUCCCGAUUCUCCUGUACAGCCUCAUGGAGCAGCACGUGGGCAUUGACGUGCUCAAGAGAGACCCGACCCUCUACAGAGACAUUGCCAAGAAUGCGCUGCUGCGCUGGCGGGUGUUCAUUUACUGGACGUUUCUCGGCGUUUUUGACGCUUUGGUAUUUUUCUUUGGUGCUUAUUUCAUAUUUGAGAACACAACCGUGACCAUCAACGGACAGAUGUUUGGGAACUGGACCUUCGGGACGCUGGUGUUCACUGUGAUGGUGCUCACUGUCACACUGAAGCUCGCACUGGACACGCACUACUGGACUUGGAUCAACCACUUUGUCAUCUGGGGGUCGCUGCUCUUCUACAUUGCCUUCUCCCUGCUCUGGGGAGGGGUUAUCUGGCCGUUCCUCAGUUACCAGAGGAUGUACUAUGUGUUCAUAUCCAUGCUGUCCAGUGGGCCUGCCUGGCUGGGUAUCAUACUGCUUGUCACGGUCGGCCUCCUCCCUGACGUCCUCAAGAAGGUCCUGUGUAGGCAGCUGUGGCCCACGGCAACGGAGAGAACUCAGGCCAGGAACAAGUGCCUUUCUGUUGAGCAGCCCACCGUCUUUAUGCUUUCCCAGACCGCCAGUAGUCUGAGUUUCUGACCAACAGCUCAUGGCAGCUCCCCAUGCCCAUCAUGGGGUGCAGAGCUUUCAGCAUUACUUGACACAGAUGGCUCAGCCCCUAAGCACCUGACAGUCAGACAGAUCACACACAGUCAAUCCAGCUUGAGCAAGGCGACGCCAUCAGCAUGGCUCCAUUCUCUCUCCACAGUCAUGGUGGUAGAGACCGAGACUUCUUCCCACACAGCCACCCUGAGAACUCUGUGAGGUGGAGUCACACUAACGUGACCUCUACUUACCAAUUCCUGUUCUAUUUUUCAAAAUAAAGACCUGUUUUUAGAAACUUCUGUGAUGUGCUGCUUUUAACACCCUGUGGCAGCACAGAGCUCCACCCACUAUGGCAGCAGGAACCUAGCCCUAGGGCCCUUCCCCUUGGUGGCUACUAUAGCCAGUACCUGCUCCUCAGCCAAGAAGUCAGGAGACAGACAGCAGCAGCAUGUAAUGCUGUGGUAUUUUGGCUGAGUUUCCCUGUACCCCAAUAUGACACCCACAUUUGCUCCUCUGUGAGGUUUGGACGUAUGCCUAAAAAACACCCAAAGCAGGGGAAAAAAUAAAAAGCAGUUACCUCCUAUCCUGUUGAGGAAGAAGAUGAUACAUUCUGAAAUAAUGACAACCAAAAUGUUUCUAACUUAGUGCCAUAGAAUCUGUUAGAAUAAAUCGCGUCAUUCCAGCUGCCGGUUACACUUUGGAAAACAUUUUGGAGGAAAUGUUUAGGAAGAUUACAAUGUCACAAGUACUUUGUAAAACAUUACAUAUGCCAACUCAGGCUGCAAACCCUGUUCCCUGCUGAUGAGGUCCACUGGGGUCCUGUCCCCUGUAGCCUGAGUCUCAGCCCCAGGCAUCACAGCUGACCACACAUGCCCAUAGGCCCUGCUACUACACUGCAGACACAACAAACAGACACACUGCACUGGAGAGCACCAUGGAUCUGCAAAGCUUUGGAGGAAUAAACAUUCACAGGCCUGGGCAGAUUUGACUUCAGACGUCUGAGGUUCGCUUUCAACCUGUUCCUAGUACAGGGCAAGCGUGACGGACACUGGGCAUGUUAUAUAUAUCACAUGUGUAUAUAUAACAUAGUGCAUCUCCCUCCGCACCAGCCUCUGCGUCCACACACUUGCAGCAGCCUGCCUGCCUGCCCUGCACCUAUGUGGGCAACACCACCACCUCUGGCUUCUCCCUGGACACUGGUCAGUUCUGCCUACUCUGCUGCCAUCCAGCCUUGUGCCCCUUCCACUCUGAAAGCUCCCCCAUUCCUCAGCGCUGAGGGACCGGUGAAUGAGGACUGGAAAUGUCUAAAAGCUGUGCCACACCAGGCUAGGAGCCAGCAGCCUUCAGGACAUGGCCUGGGAAUGUCCUGUCUGCCAGGCAGGCUGUGCAGAACACUGCUCAUAUGUCAGUGGCUCUGCAGAGGAAGCGACACAACAGGGCUCUGUGGCAGGAUGCAGGUUUUACAAUUCUGGAUGCAAUUCCUCUAUGUUGGGAGUAGGAGCUUGUUAGGACUUGCAACUGGUGGCCCUCUCCUGUGGUGCUGCAGCAUGCCCUUUGACCUGGCCACUUCUUCUCUGGGUGCAGACUUUUUCAAAUGACCCUGCUCCCCUAGAGGGGGGUCUUUGCACACACUGUGGAAGGCAGCCCCCGAAGCCAGCUCUGCACGCCUUGAUGAUAUCAUGACCGAUCCAUGCAAUCCCCGCAGUCAGGGCGCAUAGCUGCCGUGGCUGAGUGUGGGGAUGGCAUAGUGUAGGCGUGGCCUGGACCUGCAGUCACCAGGACACAGGUGCCGGCCUCUGUCACUGGCCUCUGCAGGCAGCAGCUCAGUGUCUUUCCUCGUCCUUGCAGCAGAGCACCCGACUCAAAGCAUUGGCCGAUGCCACCUCGAACAGCGCCAGGCCCCUGCUGAAGGACUUCUUACCGCAGCCAAGACAUGUCUAGCCCAACGCUAGGUAACGGUAUGGCUGCCUGCUGGGCGCUAGGCCAGUGUGCUGUGACUCUCAGACUGUUCUUCCUCCAAAGUUUUGCUGUGUUGUCUGUUUUUUAAAUGAGUGAUUUUCUCUGAAAACAAACUAUACCAUUUUUACAUAUGCACACACAUAUACACACAGGUAAGUAGCACCCGAGAGUGAGCUAAGCACAUAGGGGAAAUGCUGUAGCACAUGCCCAUUGUUGCCUGACAAGCUGGCCUCUGUCCUUGUGACAGACACAGCUUCACUUAAAGCUACAGGGGAUAAUCCUGUCUGGGCACCGGAAGGAACAUCUCACACAGCAGCACAGGACAUGAGCCCAGGUAGCAUCUAGCUGAAACUGUUUGCUAAGCACACAACUGUGUGUGGACAGCCCCGGGGCUCCGAGGCCGCUCCAGUAUUUGUGGAUCUACUAGCCUUACCUAGUGGUGCUCACCUGAAAACAGCACAAUCUGGGAUUGUCCCCCAGGAGAACAGACCCACACUACAACCUCGUGUCCCUCCCUCCGGGCUCUCGGCUGCUGUUUGUGCAUGCUCUGGUCUUUCUUACGAGGCGUGCCAGCCACUUCUGUCUGAUAACUGUAAGCCGAGGGCAUGAUAGCUUGGUGUGGUCAGCAUGAUAUUGACCCCAGUCCCAUCGGGCUAGGACAUACUAGCCCGCACAGGUGAGUCCUGUCGUCUUCCUGGGGUAGUGCUAGAACCCUAGUUCAAGGAUGUCUGGGGCCUUUGAUCACUGCAUGUGACCAUAGUGACAGGGGAGAUACUCAGUGUGUUCAGCACUUUGUCCCCUACCCUCCUAUGUUGUUCCCUAUGUCAGCCAUGUAGGAUGGUCCCUCUUAUGGCACUAAAACUUAGUGUUGAUCCACAGACCAAAGGCACAUUGCCUCUGGACACAGUUCCCACGAGAUGGGCCCACUUACCUACCCCUCAGGGUGAUGUAGUGGUCUGAGGUGGGCUGGCAAAGCUACAGGUGCAUUGGUUGUUAGGGGUUCCUCAGAGAGGUUCUGUAACUGAUGUGGGCUUUCUGUUCUUUUGGCAGAACAUACAACAUCAGGACAGCAUUUCAGAAUUCACCCCUCUGGCCUCUUUGCCGAGCUGGGGUGCUCAGGGCAGCAGACUCUUGGCUGCCCAGUGCAGCUCCCCCUCUGGGAGAGUUGUGUGCUCCAGGUGGGAGAGCGAAGAGUGUCCUGUGCUCCCUCUCCACCCAGGCCUUCCUCACAAGGCAAGGUAUGGGUGCUGUAGGUCCAGCCUGGAGAUGCCCACUUGAUGGACAGACAGCCCCAGUGCCCCAGCCGCUGAGAGCUCUGUUCUUGGGUACCUGUGUGUGCCUGCACCUGUCCCACCCUUCAUUCUCAGGGAGGGCGGGGUGGAAUCACAGGUCACCCACUCAGGCACAGCACACUGCAAUCUGGAUGGUGCGUGGCCGGCGUCAUUGUCCCAGGCCUGGUGACCAUACAUCCAGUUGGGCUCUGGAAAAGGACAUUAAGCCUGGCCUCAUCUUAAGCACUGUGGCUUGAAGCUGGCCUUGCCCCUGAGUAUCCACCCAGCUGCCGUUGUCACCUCUGCUGUCUCUUGAGAAGAAGAUCCUAUCCCUUUGUCUGCAGCCUCGUGCGUAGCCCAUGGCGCUUGGCUCAUACUGUAUCCGGAUGUUCCUGCCCGCCUGCCCGAGUGUUUCCUGUGUGAACCACACACACUUACCCUGUCAGACACGGAGUGGUGUGUGUCUCCUGGACCUGUGGCCGCGCUGUGCUCAUGUUUGCUGUCCCCUCACAAAGCCAUCUUCCUAGAUCAUGUCUGAGUCAAUUUGCUGAGAUCCUGACCCUACACGUCGGAGUGUCCAUGUCAGCGUCCCCGUCCUGUUCCCAGCUGCCUGUGGAAGAUGACGUUUAUGUAUGCGAAUAAGUCACACUGUUAACCAAGUCUCUCAGGAGUGUAGUGAUAGCUGCCACACUCUGGAAUGAUGUCAGUUAAACAUAUUGGAAAACAUUUGUUUCAGGGGUGCAGGGAAAGGGGGAGGUUUGGGGAGCCCAGGCAGGUGUUUUACCUCACCCAGAGGUGAGUCCCAAUACCCACGCUGUCUGGGGCUACUGUGGAUUCAUCCGCUCUAGUCUGCUGCUCUGGUGCCUCCUACUGGUGCCACACAGAUCCUAUCCAGGGCUUCACUUGGAAUGGACAGGCCAUCAGAAGGCCACUGGACUGUGACUCUCCGCUGCUGCCACACUGGCAUUUCUGUUUUCAGCAACACUCCCGACAGCACCGUAAUGGGCCUGACUCAGAAGACGGUUUUUUAGUAUGAUGCAGCCUUUCAGAAAGAACCAGGCAGAGCCUGGGGGAAAGCCAGCCCCAACCCUGUGGAGUUGCGUAGUGGGCCUGGAGCCAUGGUGAGGGUCUCUGGCACUUGAGAGCCUAUAUCCUGGGAAGCACAAAUUUUAUAACAUGAUUACACAAGAUUUCCCUAUAAACCGUGUGCUUGAACUGGGGACCAGCCAACAGUAGGAGCAACCUGGCAGUUGGGGGAGGUUGGGUGAACAUAAACACCACACCAAAGAUGGGGAGGGGGUGGCCUUGAGCUUGGAACAGACAGGGGAUGUCCAGCUCUGCUGAGGGCUGUCUGUGCCUCCACACACCCUCAUGCCCAUUCACCCACCUGUGUCGCCAUGUGUCAGAGGAUUGGAGCCCCAAUCCACACUGGCCCUUAAUUAGUAGUGUGUGCAUUUUUACAGCUCCUUUUUAAGAACCCAGACAGGCACAAAUAUAAUACCUGUGGGGAGGGGCAGAUUCUCUCUGUGUUUAGUUAACAGAUUAUUUGUAAUGUAUUUUUUUAGGGAUCUUAAAAUUACCUUUGCACUAAAGUAUUUUCAUAGCUGUUUCUAUAUCUUACUCAUUUGUUGAUGCACCUUCUGAUUUUUAAAUAUGUUUUUAAAGCUUUCACUUUUUAAGUUUAAGAAUUUUGGCCACUUAAAUGCUGGUGAGCGUUUCGGCUGAAUGUCUCAGUGUCUGGCAGCGACCUCUCUGAUUCUCCUCUGUGCCUCUCUCUUUCUUGAUGUUUCCAGAGACUGACCAGCUGAGAUGUGCUGAGGGCACACCAUCUCCUCUGCUUGCUUUGUCACAGUCCUCUGUCACGUCACGGUUUCUAUUUUGAUUUUGUUUUUUAUUUCCAUCCUUCAGCCUUAAACACCUAAACAACAUCCUUCCUGCAGGGCCUCGAUUCUGCAGCCCUCGCCGGGUGUGGGGACACUCUCCUGCACCCCCACCCCUACCCAGCAGCUGAAGUUUACUUAGGAACUUCCCAGAUUGAAUGCACACUCCAAUGUCCUUUAAAAUUGUGCUUAGGAAAUUACCAAAUGAAGUUGCCUGAGAAUUUGAAGUAGACAAGGGCACAGGUGAAAUGCAGAGACAGAGACCAAACACGCGUGCAGAAGGCCGUCCGACUCACCUCACAGUGGCUGCGUUUGCUUUCCUUAAAACAAGGAACUUCAACUCAAAUUAAGCAUCUUCUUUUCUUAAUUCAGUUGCACAAAUGAACAUCUGUGGCUUACUACAUUGGCCCAGAUUCAUGGCUCCACCACCUACAAAUAGUUCAUCUCCUGUAUGUUCCAGGAGCCCUGGCUGCAUAUGUGUUCUCUUACUUUCUGUUCCACACACAUGCCAUGUACACAUGCGCGCGCACACACAGACACAUGUGCAUUCUUCAAGACCAUGUACCAGCCUGCUUUCUGACAGCCCUGUGCAGAGAUGUUGCCCUCUGGAGCAUCAGGCUCCUUACACACACACAGGCACACACACAGGCACACACACUAGGAAGGGCACUGGGCUAUGUGAGUGCACGCUGUGCUGGACUGAGCUCUCCCCUCCCAGGGAAGCAUACCUCCCAGUCAGGACUUUCCCUUGCUCCCUCAGUCCAGCAGGCAGGACCCAGGCCAACCAAAGCUGCAUGCCAUCCAGGCGCCUGCCCCCUGCCACAUGCCAGCUAGGGAAACCUAAUGUUCCUCCAUCCCAGCGAUCCAUUCCUGAGCACAAGCAGACCAAAGGCCCCACGCAGGGGAAUGGCACACCCAAAGCUGGAACAGGGUAACUUUUCAGUGUUCCUACUGAGCACAUUUCCCAGGAUCAGCGGCCGAAUGUCCCGAGUGUGGCGUCAUGGCCACCCAGGUCGCUGUGCAUCACCCAGGUGUCUGGUGUUCUGGAGGAAGCCCCAGCCUGGGUCUCUGAACCCCCAAGUUCAAGGCAUAUCUGCACUGACUGGUACUGGACUCACCCAUCCAUUUAUUUCAUCUUAAUGUAGUUUAUUGGCAAUGCCAUAGAACACUAGCCCCUUGCAUUCUGCAUUUCUUUUGGAAGUUACCCAUUCAUGACUACAAACAGGAAAGCGUCACUUGGUGAAUGCAAUCUUUUUGUUUUAAAACCUAGAAGACGGGUGAAUGGAAAGGGGAGAGGUUCUGAUACUGUGUCUGAACAAAGCUUUAAUGAAGAUACGUAUGUUGGAAGUAUUAUGAAAGUGUGAUUCUAAUUUUGCAGAAAAAAAUGUCUAUCAAUUUAUAUAGCUUUAUUUUUUACCUUAUCAAGAGAUAGAGAAUUUUAAUAUGCAUAUAUUGUCUGACUUAGAAUCAUGUGUGUCAGCAUUACCACUUAAAAUGUCCACCUACUAUGUCAUGUAUGAGUAAGAGAGAAUCAAAGAUGUAUCUAACAUGAAUGGUUAUCUGUAACUGUCAUUGUCAUAAGAACUGGGAUUGAUUUAAGUUAUCAAAUAUAGUAAGUACAUUAAACAUGUCAUUCUCCAACACUAAUGUCGGACUGAGAGCCCAGUAAGCUGCUUUGAAACUUGUAAAUUAAACCGGAUCAAACGUC
This is a messenger RNA of Mus musculus (house mouse), 10292 nucleotides long. It is a transcript of the gene Atp11a, whose product is annotated as ATPase, class VI, type 11A. Gene Ontology annotation, molecular function: ATP binding; ATP hydrolysis activity; phosphatidylserine floppase activity. The record is from RefSeq and is a predicted model, not a curated record. Bases 55 to 3468 code for a protein of 1137 amino acids. Lineage: Eukaryota; Metazoa; Chordata; Mammalia; Rodentia; Muridae. The transcript has 30 exons. Gene Ontology annotation, cellular component: endoplasmic reticulum membrane; membrane; early endosome. Gene Ontology annotation, biological process: phospholipid transport; positive regulation of myotube differentiation; aminophospholipid translocation.